This is a messenger RNA of Onychostruthus taczanowskii (white-rumped snowfinch), 4366 nucleotides long. RefSeq names its product protocadherin beta-16-like. Gene Ontology annotation, molecular function: calcium ion binding. The record is from RefSeq and is a predicted model, not a curated record. The transcript has 2 exons. Gene Ontology annotation, cellular component: plasma membrane. The annotation marks the transcript as partial. NCBI's taxonomy places the organism in Eukaryota, Metazoa, Chordata, Aves, Passeriformes, Passeridae. Gene Ontology annotation, biological process: homophilic cell-cell adhesion.
UGGAGACAGACAAGGCAAGUGCUUUGUCUCUCUGCUUUCCUGUCGCUGCCGCUCGCUCGCGCCGAGCCCAUCCGCUACUCCGUAGCCGAGGAGGCGGAAAGCGGCUCCCUGGUGGGCAAGCUGGCGGAGGAUGCGGGGCUGACGCCGGCGCAGCUCUCGGCUCGCCGCGCCCGCCUGGUCUCGGAGGACGGCCGGCAGCAUUUUCGCUUCGAGCGCGCCUCCGGCCGCCUCGUCGUGGCGGGGAGGCUGGACCGGGAGGAGCUGUGCGGCCAGUCCGCCACCUGCAUGCUCCCCUUCGAGCUGCUGCUCUCCAGCCCCCUGCAGUUCUUUCGGGUCGAGGUUGCUCUCGAGGACAUCAAUGAUCAUUCACCUAUUUUCCGUGACGAUCGUGUCAGUUUUAGGAUCCCUGAAAAGAGCGACCCGGGCUCUCGUUUCCCUUUGGAUGUUGCUCGAGAUCUCGAUAUUGGCAGCAACACAGUUCAGGCGUACAGCAUCUCUCCAGAGAAUGAAUAUUUCACUGUCUCCUAUGGGACUGGGAUUACUGGCAAGAAGUAUCUUGAACUUGUUUUAGAAAAGCCACUAGACAGAGAGGAGCAGGAAGAGGUCAGUUUCAGUGUUAUUGCCAUGGAUGGGGGCUCUCCUCCCAGGACUGGUACCACCGAAGUGAAAAUAGUCAUUCUGGAUGUAAAUGACAAUGCUCCCAUAUUCUCGCAGGAGGUAUACACAAAGCAGGUUCUGGAGAACAUGCCAGAAGGCUCUGUGGUUCUGACUGUGCUGGCAACUGAUCCAGAUGCAGGUGUUAAUGGGGACAUCUCCUAUCAACUCAAUGAAAUGGUUGGUCACAGUGAGUCAGCAUUUCUGAUUGAUCCCAUAACCGGUGAAAUUAAACUCACAAAACCUCUGGACUUUGAGGAAGCUGACACUCAUGAGCUCAGUGUGAGGGCCACAGAUGGAGGGGGCCUGUCAGCAAUCUGCAAAGUGUUGGUGGAGGUGGUGGAUGUGAAUGACAACGCCCCAGAGCUGGUGGUCAGUUCCUUCAGCAGUCCCCUCCCUGAGAACACAGUGCCCGGCACGGUGGUUGCCCUGUUUACGGUCAGGGACCGGGAUUCUGGUGCCAACGGGAAGAUCUCCUGUGCCCUGGAGGAUCAGCUCUCCUUCUCCCUGCGGCCAGCCUAUAAGAAUUACUAUGAGCUGGUGACAGUGAGCGCGCUGGACCGCGAGGAGACGCCUCAGUACAUCCUCAGUGUCACGGCAGCAGAUGCGGGCUCGCCUCCUCUCACCAGCACGCAGACCUUCACCGUGGACAUCUCGGAUGUCAAUGACAACGCGCCCGUCUUCAACCAGACCUCCUACAGCAUGUACGUGCGUGAGAACAGCGUGCCCACGGUGUUUGUGGGAGCCGUGAGCGCUGCAGACGCUGACGUGGGGCUCAAUGCCAAGGUGACCUAUUCCCUGGCCCCAGAGCAAGGGGCAGGGCGGGCCUGGUGCUCCUGCAUCUCUGUGGACUCGGAGAAGGGACACGUGUUUGUGCUGCGGCCCCUGGACUACGAGCACUUGAGGCAGACCGAGGUGACGGUCAGUGCCUCUGACGCGGGCUCUCCUCCCCUGAGAGCCAACGUCAGCGUGCGCCUGGUCGUGCUGGACGAGAACGACAACGCCCCGCUCGUGCUCUACCCAGCCCAGGACGGCAGCCCGGCCUCCAGUGAGCUGGUGCCCGUGUCGGCCGAGGCGGGCUACCUCAUCAGCAAAGUGGUGGCCGUCGAUGCCGACUCGGGGCAGAACUCCUGGCUCUCGUACCACCUGCUGAGGGCCAGCGACCCAGGGCUGUUUUCCGUGGGCCUCCAAAGCGGGGAGGUGCGUCUGAGGAGGCCGGUGACAGAGAGAGACAGCGUGAAGCAGAAGCUCGUUGUCCUGGUCAGAGACAACGGCAAGCCCCCGCUGUCAGCCACGGCAGCUCUGAGCGCUCUGCUGCUCAAGGACUUCUCAGACGUGCGCCUGCCGCACAGCAGCCCGGCCACCGAGGAUCAGGGCGGCUCCCUGACCACCUACUUGAUCAUUUCCCUGGUCUUUGUCUCACUGCUCUUCCUCAUCUCCACCGCAGUCUUGGUCGCUCGCAAGGCGUGCAGGAGGAAGGAGCUGAAGGCUGGCCCUGUGCUUUAUGCUGCCGACACCUUGCAGAGCGGCCUGGCCGAUGCAGCCGCUGCAGGGACCCUGCCCCGCGCCUAUUGCUACGAGAUCAGCCUGACCACGGGCUCGGGCAACAGCGAGUUCAAAUUCCUCAAGCCCAUCCUGCCCAGCCUGCCCCCUCAGCACUGCGCCGUGGGCCAGGGCAACCGUGAAAGCUCGGCUCGCCGCGCCCGCCUGGUCUCGGAGGACGGCCGGCAGCAUUUUCGCUUCGAGCGCGCCUCCGGCCGCCUCGUCGUGGCGGGGGGGGUGGACCGGGAGGAGCUGUGCGGCCAGUCCGCCACCUGCAUGCUCCCCUUCGAGCUGCUGCUCUCCAGCCCCCUGCAGUUCUUUCGGGUCGAGGUGGCUCUCGAGGACAUCAAUGACCAUUCACCCGUCUUCCCCAAGGAUCGAGUCACUUUUGAUAUCCCUGAAACAAGCGAAUCGGGAUCACAUUUCCUGCUGGAGGAGGCUCAAGAUCUCGAUAGUGGCAUCAACACGUCCUGGGCGUACAGCAUCUCUCCAGAGAAUGAAUAUUUCACUGUCUCCUAUGGGACUGGGAUUACUGGCAAGAAGUAUCUUGAACUUGUUUUAGAAAAGCCACUAGACAGAGAGGAGCAGGAAGAGGUCAGUUUCAGUGUUAUUGCCAUGGAUGGGGGCUCUCCUCCCAGGACUGGUACCACCGAAGUGAAAAUAGUCAUUCUGGAUGUAAAUGACAAUGCUCCCAUAUUCUCGCAGGAGGUAUACACAAAGCAGGUUCUGGAGAACAUGCCAGAAGGCUCUGUGGUUCUGACUGUGCUGGCAACUGAUCCAGAUGCAGGUGUUAAUGGGGACAUCUCCUAUCAACUCAAUGAAAUGGUUGGUCACAGUGAGUCAGCAUUUCUGAUUGAUCCCAUAACCGGUGAAAUUAAACUCACAAAACCUCUGGACUUUGAGGAAGCUGACACUCAUGAGCUCAGUGUGAGGGCCACAGAUGGAGGGGGCCUGUCAGCAAUCUGCAAAGUGUUGGUGGAGGUGGUGGAUGUGAAUGACAACGCCCCAGAGCUGGUGGUCAGUUCCUUCAGCAGUCCCCUCCCUGAGAACACAGUGCCCGGCACGGUGGUUGCCCUGUUUACGGUCAGGGACCGGGAUUCUGGUGCCAACGGGAAGAUCUCCUGUGCCCUGGAGGAUCAGCUCUCCUUCUCCCUGCGGCCAGCCUAUAAGAAUUACUAUGAGCUGGUGACAGUGAGCGCGCUGGACCGCGAGGAGACGCCUCAGUACAUCCUCAGUGUCACGGCAGCAGAUGCGGGCUCGCCUCCUCUCACCAGCACGCAGACCUUCACCGUGGACAUCUCGGAUGUCAAUGACAACGCGCCCGUCUUCAACCAGACCUCCUACAGCAUGUACGUGCGUGAGAACAGCGUGCCCACGGUGUUUGUGGGAGCCGUGAGCGCUGCAGACGCUGACGUGGGGCUCAAUGCCAAGGUGACCUAUUCCCUGGCCCCAGAGCAAGGGGCAGGGCGGGCCUGGUGCUCCUGCAUCUCUGUGGACUCGGAGAAGGGACACGUGUUUGUGCUGCGGCCCCUGGACUACGAGCACUUGAGGCAGACCGAGGUGACGGUCAGUGCCUCUGACGCGGGCUCUCCUCCCCUGAGAGCCAACGUCAGCGUGCGCCUGGUCGUGCUGGACGAGAACGACAACGCCCCGCUCGUGCUCUACCCAGCCCAGGACGGCAGCCCGGCCUCCAGUGAGCUGGUGCCCGUGUCGGCCGAGGCGGGCUACCUCAUCAGCAAAGUGGUGGCCGUCGAUGCCGACUCGGGGCAGAACUCCUGGCUCUCGUACCACCUGCUGAGGGCCAGCGACCCAGGGCUGUUUUCCGUGGGCCUCCAAAGCGGGGAGGUGCGUCUGAGGAGGCCGGUGACAGAGAGAGACAGCGUGAAGCAGAAGCUCGUUGUCCUGGUCAGAGACAACGGCAAGCCCCCGCUGUCAGCCACGGCAGCUCUGAGCGCUCUGCUGCUCAAGGACUUCUCAGACGUGCGCCUGCCGCACAGCAGCCCGGCCACCGAGGAUCAGGGCGGCUCCCUGACCACCUACUUGAUCAUUUCCCUGGUCUUUGUCUCACUGCUCUUCCUCAUCUCCACCGCAGUCUUGGUCGCUCGCAAGGCGUGCAGGAGGAAGGAGCUGAAGGCUGGCCCUGUGCUUUAUGCUGCCGACACCUUGCAGA